GAAUACAAAUGGAGAUACUUCAAAGUCAGAAUAUACAGACAUAUCAAAUAUAAAUACAAAGUUACCAAAAGAUGAUAUAGAACCAUCAAAUCUUAAUACUGAUUUAACGAAUGUGGACAUUCAGACACAGAGUGAAACUCUCAAUUCUUCAAGGGGAACUUUCACUUUUAAUAAUAGUCAAAACAAUAUUGAACAAUUGUCUAUUGAAAGUGUUUCAAAGAACGCCUCAACUAGCAACGUAGAGCUCCUUCCUCAAGCAAAUGCAACCUCCGUCUCUACCAUUCCCACUGUGUCUACAGCUUCAACAUCAACAAGUGCCAAAAUGACGAAGAUCGAAAAAUCUGAAAUUAAACCAGAUAUAACAUUAAACAUCCCAGUGAGUACCAACAGCCAAGCAUUUAGCAUACUGACCAAUUUUAUGAAACCUAUUCCAGCAAUGAUGUCAUCUGGUACACCUGGAGAGGUUUUACUGAAGCCUUUACAGACAGGAGUCUCCUCGACUACUCCAGUUAUGCCCAAAAGGCGAGGAAGACCAUUGGGUGCAACAGGUAGCAAAAAAGUUACAUUAAAUAAUGGCACAUUUGGCCAGUUGCAGAGUUCAGUUCCUCUUAGUUCCAUGCAAGGAAAUGUAAAUUUAGAGACCUUGAAAACUGCCCUUCAGUCAGGAUCACCCAAUAACAGAGUGAACGUUAGAGGCUCAGAUACGAAUCAAGUACAGUUGAAAGAACCUGAAACUCCACAGUUUAGCCCAGAAUUGCCUAACCCCACUGGUUCCAAUAACCCAAUCCAAAUGGGGAAUUUCCUUGUUACUGGAAUGAAAAACAUUAGUAAUCAUGAGAAUCACACACCAGACAUGUUCGUUGAUGAAGAUCAAUCGGAAUUGACUGUAGCUGAAGAGGAAGUGAUCACAGAAAAACCAAGUCGGAAAUCAGAAGUCGAGGAAUUAUUGCUACGGCGUCAAAACUCAGAGCUCAUAGAUACAGGAAACUGGAAUGAACAACUUCAAGAUCACAAUUAUUUUCUUACUAAGCAAUCUUAUAUAACUAAAAAGACAUUAGAACAGAUUGAUGCAAGAACUAGACGAAUAGGUGAAGAAGAACACAUUCAAUCGAGAACCAAAAGCAUGACAUUUUUUGGCAGACCAGAAAAGAAUAAAAAAGAACGGAAUAUUACGUAUGACAUGGAAGACCCAAGAAAUAAUCGUGAAGUGAUCAAACGUAAAACAUCAGACGGUAAAAAGCGUAAAUAUAUUAGGAGGAAACCUCUGAAAUCUGAGCUAAGAGCUAUAGCAGAGUUAUCUAAGACUAUGAAGCAAGAGAAUGAGAUGGAACUUGAAGAGGAUGGGGUAUCGUACCCCCCUGUAUCUCAGUUUGACUCAUCCGUUGAUGAUGCCAGCUUUGACAGUUCCAAGGAAGAGGGAGCAAUGGACUUCGAUUCAUCUGGACCCAAAAGCCCAUACAGUCCUUCAAAACAUCGGUCUCCUAGGCUCAAAAAUAAAAGCUAUGUCAAAAUCACUGGAAGCUUUCAGGACAAUUUUGUUUAUUUCGCUACUACAAAAAAGCGAGAGAGUAAACGUAAACUUGGAAAGGCACCUGAAGGCUCUCAAAUAGAAGGGGCCCCAACAAAUAUCAAAUUGAAUGACAAUGAAAGUUUGAUUCCAACACAGAUGCAUCUUCUCCAAGAUCUACAAUACUACAAAGAAAAAUUCAUGGCAUCUCAGCUGGAGAAAAAAGCUCAACUUGAGUCUCCAGUCCCACAGCUAUAUGAUAUUCCAAUGCCCAAUAAUAUUGCCUCAGCCUCAGAUGUACCGGAUGCAGUUACUAGUGAAAUUGUAGAGGAAACCAUCAUGGAUGAUUCCAGCUAUAUUAACCUAGGUGACCAGUUCACGAAUCGACCUCAAGAUGGCCUUGGUGGAAUUGAUCUUGAAUCUCUUGGUUUAAGUCUCACACAGGAACAGGUCACCCAGGUUAUGAGUGCCAUAUCUUCAGAUCCAAAUCUUCUUGAGCAAAUGGGAGAACAUUCUCAGGUUAUGAGCCCAAUAGAGCAACAAAUUGGAGAUCAAUCCCAAGUGAUGAGCCCUUUAGGAGAGAGCAUGGGAGAACAUUCCCAAGUGAUGAGCCCUAUGGGGUCACAAAUGGGAGAACAUUCACAGGUGAUGAGCCCCAUGUCAUCACAAAUGGGAGAAAAUUCCA
Molecule: messenger RNA, 2192 nt
Organism: Owenia fusiformis
Lineage: Eukaryota; Metazoa; Annelida; Polychaeta; Sabellida; Oweniidae
Source: the annotation of a GenBank genome assembly